GUAAUGUUUUUUGUUUUUGGCAUCACAGAAAAAAAAAAAACAAAAAAAAGGUGGAAAAACAAAAAUCAAAAGGCACUUCUAUAAACCCAUAAUAAUCAUAGUUAUCCCCAAGGUGGUGUCACGGUCGUGUGGGAGUGCCAAGAUACGGCAAUACUAUUUUAAUGGCGGCCGUUCAAGUUUGAAUUCCCCAUCACCUUAUAAACCGUUGAUUUUGUUACAUCCUCAAGGGGUUUUCACGAUUCGUCAAAAUACUACCUGUGUCAGUCUUACUUUCUCUUAUUAUCACUGAGUUUUACAUGUGCUUGCUAAAGGUGGCGAACCAGCGGGGCUCAGGCGAGUUUGUCAGGUUUCCGGCUCAAGACAGUGGGGGCGGAGGCGAUGAGUUGGAGAGAGAUGGUCAAGAAGGACCAUCAGAAAUCUCACAAACACAAGAAAUGUACCAGCCAAUACACCCUGUGGAUGUGACGGCACGGGAGCCAAUGUUUUCGGAUAACACCAGGGCUAGAGAGAUGUCGGCGAUGGUCACGGCGCUAAGGCACGUGGUGUCAGGCCAGAGACAAAGUGGUGUAUGGCGGCAGGCCGCUGAUAUGAGCGGUUCAACCACGUCAGGCUUUGGAGGGCUUUAUAAUUAUCCUUCUCCACCACCUUUGCCGGCUUACUCUUCUAGUUAUACUUCUCCUUCUCCGCCUUUGUCGGCUCUCUCUUCUAGCUCUGGCUCUGGUUUUGCCUCUGCUUCUGGCUCUGGCUCUAGCUCAUGGGCUGGGCAAAAAAGAGGGCGUGAAGAAGAGGGUGUUAGUGUUACUCAGUUGAUUGAUCAGUCCAUUCCAAGAAAUUAUAGAGGGCCCGUUGCUGAUUUCAGAUUAUCACUGGGAGAUUCAGCAUCUGGUGCAACUGUAACAGAAGAAGCUACAAAUAAUUUUGCAACCACCACCACCCCCACCGAUCCGGCAGCGCCAUCAAGCGAAAAUGCGUCCUACGAAGAAACCGGCGAGAGAAGGAGAAGAUACAGAGGAGUGAGGCAGAGGCCAUGGGGCAAAUGGGCAGCCGAGAUACGCGAUCCCCACAAGGCUGCGAGGGUCUGGCUCGGCACAUUCGACACCGCCGAGGCCGCAGCCAGAGCCUACGACGAAGCCGCCUUGAGAUUUAGAGGCAACAGAGCCAAGCUCAAUUUCCCUGAAAAUGUCAGACUAGUAGCGCCUCCACAAAAUUACUCCGCGGCGGCCUCAGCAUCAGUAUCAAUUUCAGAUUCUCCGGCAACCCAGUUGCCUUCAACACCGUCGUCGCAGCAAUUGCAGCCACAGUUCUUUCAGCCUCAACCUUAUCAAGGCUCCUCUGACAUUCUCAGGGACUACAUGGAGUACUCCCAGUUGCUCCAGAGUUCUGGGGAGUUUCAUAUCGGACAGCAACCCUCAACUUUGGUGGAGCAGAUGUUCUAUAGGUCGCAGUUGGCUUCUCUUCAACCACCGUUUUUGUCAUCGUCUUCUUUAGCUUCUUCAUCUUCAUUAUAUGCACCCUCUGUUUCUUCGUCCUCUGCUUCAUUUCCUCUGUUUUCUGAUCCGCACAUGGGCUAUUCUCGACCACCCGGGAAUCAGAAUCAGAGCAGCAGCGGCGGCGGUUCUUCAGAUUUUCCAGCGCUGCCAUCGUGGUCCGAUUCCAGUCACUAUCGUAGCUCUUCAAGUUAAAAUUGAUCACAUAAUUGUUUUUUUUGUUCAAAAUAAUUAGUAUUAUUUUGUUGUUUUUUGGUUUAUGAUUUAUGAUUUUAAUGUACUUUUGCAUUAGCAUGUUGCUUUGGGGUUUA
Messenger RNA from Alnus glutinosa, 1798 nucleotides. RefSeq names its product ethylene-responsive transcription factor ABR1-like. Gene Ontology annotation, molecular function: DNA-binding transcription factor activity; DNA binding. The transcript is spliced from 2 exons. Gene Ontology annotation, biological process: ethylene-activated signaling pathway; regulation of DNA-templated transcription. Bases 297 to 1682 code for a protein of 461 amino acids. The record is from RefSeq and is a predicted model, not a curated record. NCBI's taxonomy places the organism in Eukaryota, Viridiplantae, Streptophyta, Magnoliopsida, Fagales, Betulaceae.